CUUAAAUACACUAACUAACCAAAAUUCCCCCCUCUCUCCUACUUUCUCUUCCUAUCUCUCUCUACUCUCUCUCCCAAAAUCUAAUUUUCUUUUUUUUUUUGGUUAUUUGGCAAAUAAGCCCAAAAAGGAAAUAGAGAAGCAGUGACAAAAAAAAAAGUAAAAAGAAAAAGGAAAUAGAGAAGAGCAUAAAAAAGGUAACUUGAGUCCCACCCAACUCACACCCUAGCUCUUUCUGUUUUCAUCACAUUCCAUUCUCCACAAGCACGAAGUUGCUAGUUCUCCAUCUACGUACGAAACCUUUUCCAUAGAAGAAUAUGGCUAAGAUUACUCUGAGGGUCGUUAGAAAGCCCAACUUGAUGAAGAAGAAGCAUACUAGUAUCUCUGUCAAAGAGAUAACCAAAGCAUCUUUCGAGACCGCCCUUCCGAAGAAACCUUCCGCCGACAACGUAACCCUAGACGGAGGCAGAAUCAAUUCGUCCUCGUGGGUUAAACUUCUCUUACUCGGAACAGGAGCGUACGGUUCGGUUUAUCUAGGUACCAGUAAAAGCAAGACACACCAUACAGGUGACAGAGCCAUCAAAACCGCAGAGAUUUCUCACGCUUCAAGCCUCAUGGACGAAGGCAGGAUCAUGAUCCGUUUACAAUCUCCGUUCAUUGUCCGUUGCUACGGCGACGAGAUCGCACGCGAGGGCUACUCUACGCAAUACAAUCUGAUUCUCGAGUAUUGCUCUGGCAAAACCAUUGCCGACUUGAUCGAGGAUAAUCACGGCGAGCUUCUUGAGUCGGAGGCCAAAGUGUUCGCUAGAGAUGUCUUGUCUGGUCUCACUUACAUCCACGACAGAAACAUCGUUCACUGCGACAUCAAACCCGACAACCUCUUACUCUCCCCUACCGCUGUCCGGUUCAGGUCUACCGGGUACUUGACCAAGAUUGGAGAUUUUGGAUUAGCUAUGGAGAAAGGGUCGGUCGAGUACGGUAACGGAUACGGCCACAAGAGAGGCACCACGAGGUACAUGUCUCCGGAGCUUAUUGGGCAUGGCUUUGUGGACUUUGGAGCGGACGUGUGGGCCUUUGGAUGCACGGUCUUGGAGAUGUUAUCCGGAGCAACAGUUUGGGGAGAAUACGGUGAUCUUGCCUUUGAUGAUUGGGUCAAUCUCAUUGGCCACAGCGAUCGCAUGCCUCAUGUACCGGCUUGGUUAUCCAAAGAAGCACUGGAUUUCUUGAGCAGAUGCUUGGAGAGAGACGUUAACAAGAGGUGGUCUACGCUUGAACUCAAGAACCAUCCUUUUGUUCUGCUAUGAGGAAGGCGAAUAAAGAAGAUAAACUAAUUUGAUGUUUUAAUGUUCUUUCAAUUGUUUGGAACAAUUUUGUAUUCUUCUCGUAUCUGAUGUUUUGUC
Brassica napus (rape) is the source of this 1397-nucleotide messenger RNA. RefSeq names its product mitogen-activated protein kinase kinase kinase 17-like. Gene Ontology annotation, biological process: protein phosphorylation. Gene Ontology annotation, molecular function: ATP binding; protein kinase activity. The transcript has a single exon. The record is from RefSeq and is a predicted model, not a curated record. Bases 315 to 1301 code for a protein of 328 amino acids. Lineage: Eukaryota; Viridiplantae; Streptophyta; Magnoliopsida; Brassicales; Brassicaceae.